This is a messenger RNA of Cylindrotheca closterium, 357 nucleotides long. Lineage: Eukaryota; Bacillariophyta; Bacillariophyceae; Bacillariales; Bacillariaceae. The record is from the annotation of a GenBank genome assembly.
AUGUCACAUCACGUUUCCAGCAUGAACAUUAUUGAUUCCUCCGCCAGCAAUGAUCAUAGUACUACGAAGAAUGAGGACAAGGAGAACACCAAGAACGACACGAAACAUCAUCGCAUUGCAUUCAAAUCCGUGGCCAUGAAAUUCAUUGUUGCUGUUCUUUUGAUUGGCUUUGUGAUUGAUUUACAGGGAUCCAUUUUGACUGAAAACAAUAGGCUCAAGGCCGAGAACAAGGCUUUGCACGACAAAAACAAUUCAUUAAGAACUAAGAACGAAGUUUUGGAAAUCGAGGUAGCAUUGGCUUGGCAGAUGAUGUGGGGAAACAUGACUGGCCGAGCAAAGAGACUCGGUUUAGUAUAG